UUCUCUAUAGUUUCUCUCUCUGCACGCCUCUUUUUUUUCAGAUCUCAGAUUCAUCCACCAUGUCUUGCUACAGAGGAAAGGAAAGUAUGCUGGUAUAAUCUCCAUUUCGUUGUAAAGUCAAGGUGCUUGAUUGAUUGCAUAUUUUAUGAGCAGUUGUUGUUCACCUAUUUUGACCAGUUGAAGUUGAUUGCGCGUUGACCGGUUGUAUAAUUGAGGCAGAGUAAACGAUCCCAAAAAAAAAACAUAAUCCUCUUACUUACUUACUUGCCCCAACCCUUUUUCCUACUCUCCUAAAUUCACUUCAUCUACCGAUGAGAUGGACGUUCUUGAAUAUAUUGAUUCCUCAUACAUCCCAAUAGAAGAGAUAGAAUUAGCCACCGACAACUUCUCUGAUGAAAAUCUCCUCACAUGUGGUACAUCUUAUGAUGUUUACAAAGGACAACUACUCUUGCAACAAGGGGACUCCAUCAAUAUUGUUGCUAGGAAACGUCCACAAAGUGUCAUUUUGGUUACCGAGAUUAAGGUUCUUAAAGAUCUCAAGCACAAAAAUAUCAUUCCUAUAUAUAAGCUAUCUUUUACUGAAGAUAAUGAGGGAAUUAUCAUAAACAAGUAUGAGGCCAAUGAAAGUCUCGACAAACAUCUUGGUAGCCCAACGCUCACUUGGAUGCGAAGAUUGCUUAUAUGUGUCGGGGUUGCACAUGCAUUGAGUUACCUUCAUUAUGAUGCAGCAGAAAAUCAUUAUGUCAUACAUGGUAACAUCAGAAGCUCCAAAAUUUUGUUAGAUCACAACUGGGAACCCAAGCUACAUGGUUUUAAAUUUGCUGUUGAAAUUAGAAAGCAUAAUCUUCACCUUACCGGUAAGUAUAAUGGCUCCUUGCAUUAUAUGGACCCGGCAUAUGAAGACACGAGAGGUUUCAAUCAUAAGUCAGACAUUUUCUCCUUUGGUGUCGUGUUGUUUGAAGUCUUGUUUGGAAGAGAAGCAUCUAUUCCAAACGAUGAUAAUUGGUAUUUUGCUCGAAUGGCUAGAGCACAUUAUGAAGAGAGAAAACUUGAUGAUUUGAUAGAUCCUGUUCUUCGAAAGCAAAUGAACUUGCAAUCAUUGAACAUGUUCGCUGAGAUAGCAUAUUGUUGCAUAAAGGAGAAGCGAUCACAGCGUUCCGACACGAAAACGAUACGCACAAGACUUGAGAGAGCAUUGGAACUUCAACGCAAACAUGAACAAUCAACGGUUGCAGCAGUUGAAGGUACAACAUCCAACCACUUCAAGGGGAAAAGCUUGGAUCACUUGAGACUGCGAUUGAAUGACAUUGAGUUGGCCACUGAAAGUUUUUCUAAAACCUACUGCAUUGGGUCUGGUGGAUAUGGUAUGGUGUACAAAGCAGAUCUGGACCAUUUUGAUGGCAUGAAUUCUCCGAAAAUUGAAGAGAAGAAUAAAGGUGAAUGUCGUAAGAAACAUAGCUGUGUAGCUGUUAAGCGCCUUCAUAAUAGAGUAGACACACAAGGAGAACAGGGGUUUGUUUCAGAAAUUGAAACGCUUAGUAAUUGUAAGCAUCCGAAUAUCGUCUCUCUUCUAGGAUUCUGUGACGAAGGACGUGAGCUGAUUCUCGUUUACGAGUAUGUUGCUAACGGAAGUCUUGAUGAUUAUUUGGGAAACAUGGAUGGCAUAAAUAAUCUUGUUUGGGCCCAGCGUUUACAAAUAUGCCUUGAUAUAGCACAUGGCUUAAAUUAUCUUCACACCCAUACUCCAAUGAUAAUACAUCGAGAUAUUAAGAGUGCAAACAUCUUAUUGGAUGAUAAUUGGGUGGCAAAGAUUGCUGACUUUGGGCUCUCCAAAUUACAACGUGCAACUCAACAAGGUACCACCCUUAUUACCAACAAUAUUGCUGGUACAGAAGUGUACCUAGAUCCAGAAUACAAGAAUACUGGUAAACUGAAAAAGGAAUCAGAUAUCUACUCUUUCGGAGUAGUUCUAUUUGAAGUUUUGUGUGGAAGGUUGGCAUGUGAUGAAAUAUAUAGUGGGAGAGGGCUUCCAUCAGUAGUUCGACAACGCUUCAACGAGGGAACAUUUAAGGGAAUGGUAGAUCCAAAAUUAAUGGAAGCUGAUGAAAUCAUUUCUAUGCUAAAAGGGGGUGUCAACCAAGAUUCUCUAGAAACAUUCUCUAAAAUUGCACAUCAGUGUUUGGCAGAAACUCAAUCCGGGCGUCCAACUAUGGAAGUCAUCAUCAAAGAACUUGAAAAAGCAUUGAACUUUCAAUGCCAUGAUUCACAGAAAAGCAAGGACAACCAACAUAUAUCACUUAAAGCCAUAAAGGUGGGCACACAAAACUUCAGUGAUUGCAAUUGCAUUGGAGAAGUAAGAUUUUGGAAGCUUUAUGAAGGAGAAGUUGAUCAUGCUUAUGCAUGUACCCGCGUUGUUGUAAAGCGGUGGGAUGAAAAGUAUCAUCAAGGACAUAUUCAGUUUUUGACGGAGUUUGAAACUCUUCUCAAAUAUAAUCAUGAGAAUAUCAUUGGUCUUGUAGGCUACUGUAACGAAAUGAAUGAAAAAAUCAUCGUUUACGAGCAUGCCAGUAAUGGAAGUCUCGACAAUCAUUUGGACAAUCCUAGUCUUAGGUGGAUGAAACGCCUCAAGAUAUGCAUCGAUGCUGCAACUGGCUUGAAAUUUCUUCAUGGAGGUGGUGUAGAGCAAGAGGAUCCGAUGCGGCAUAGGGACCUUAGAAGUGGUAGCAUUCUACUUGAUGGUGAUUGGAAUGCUAAAAUUUCUAAUUUGGAGUUCUCCAACAAACUUUUUGAAAGUGCUGAACAUUUUGAUAUAUACUCGUUGGGGUACAUUGACCCAAGGUUCGAACAUGGGGGUUUCUUAGGACAACCCUCGGAUAUAUACUCGUUAGGUGUGAUUUUAUUUGAGAUGUUGUGCGGGAGAUUGGCAUGGGCAGAGGGAUGUGAGGAUCACUCUCAAUCGUUAGGUCCUUCCGCUGUAAGAUACUACAAUGAUAAAGGAAACCUUGACAAGAUGAUAUUUGAGGGUAUAAAGGAACAAAUUAUGCCACAAUCAUUGACUACAUUUCAAACGGUUGCCAUUCAAUGCUUAGAGUUUGACUUGGAGGAGCGGCCAGAUAUAGACCAGUUAAUAAUACAGCUUAAAAAGGCAUUGGAAUUCCAAGAGGAUUAUGAAAUAUGGGAGCCCAAGCUGCCUAUAGACUACAAAGAAAUCAUCCGGGAGUCAAAAACUCCAGAGUGCGACUCUAAAAUGAAAAAGGAUCUCUACGACAUGUUUUCUAAAGGAAUCCUCCUUCAAGACGCCAAAGUGUUGUUCUCCAUCGGAAGUAACGGGGAAAGAAAUGAAAUGAUAUCAGCAAAAAGAUUUUCAUAUAAGAACCAUUUGUUACCUAAAUGGCGAUCUCUUCCCGAAUCAAGGUUCCCGAAAGUAGCAGAGAUGUUUUACGUAUCAAAUUUGAAUAUUCAGAUCAAGAUAAGAACACAAUUCUUGUCUCCAAGUGUCAAUUACAGGGUUCAUCUCAUCUUUAGAUUUCGUGGUCCAAGAAAAUCUCAAGCUAAACGGAUGUAUGUGAACCUAAAGUACCAAAUGGGGAACGAAAGCUUGAAUGCAUAUUUCGCAACAUGGAGAGAAGAUGGAUGGAUGAUGAUUGAAUUGUUUCAAUUCUUGAAUUACAAGAAAGAUACAGCUUUUGAGGUUCUACUAGAAAGCUUCUCACGAUGCUAUUGUGGAUGUGAUUCCAUCUACAUUGAAGGCAUUCAGUUUCAAGCAUAUUCCGAAACACCCAAGAAGUUAAAGGAAGUCCAAUAUGUCGUGAAAUCAACAUCGAAGACAUACAAGUUUUCGCCAAGUAAGAUGAAGGUAAAGAAAGAUCAUAUGACGUGGUUCGCGUUAAGUGAAAUCAAGAGAAAGAAAGAUGAGCUGCUUUCGGCAAAGAAGGUCGUGUACAACUCUUCUAACGUGGCGAUCCAAUCCAGAUUUAGUGGGGCGAUUGAGUGUCUAAGACGACCAGUAUUGCAUAUCAAGUGCAAGAUUGAAAGCCAAAUGUUGUCAGCAAACUCUCAAAAUGCGUGCUACCUUGUGUUCAAGCUUUCAGAGAAGUGUUGUGGGUUGCAUGGUCCGGUGAUAGUACGAGAUUUAUUCAACUGGGGAAGCAAAGAGAAGGGAAUUCUUUAUUUUAGACAUACAAACCCCUGGAAUGUACUCGAUACUGACUGGGUUCCAAGACAGAGGAAAGAUGGAUGGAUGGAGGUUAUUGUGUGGAAAUUCAACUCAAAUUAUGAGCUUAAAAAUGAUCAUCUUUUUGUUAAUUUGAAACUCAUAACUUAUGAAGGAACAAUGUCGGGCCUUAUUGUACGUGGCAUCAGGUUUUGUCCGAUCUUAGUCUAGUCUAAGCCAGAAGCAGCUCGGUAGGCAGAUCCAUUUAAAGAACAUAAUCAUAUGCUUGGUGCUGAUGUGGCAGUCUCAGUGUGAAGAAUGGUACGGCUGAAGGAUUGUCCAGGCUCAAUGUUGAUUUAGUAAAUUAUUUCGGUAAAAACUGUUGGUUCACUUCAAGGUUAAUGGUAAAGUAGGUGCUUUGACAAGAAGUAUGGUUGAAGCAUUGAUGAUAAACAGGACAGUUGUAAUCUAUUGACAAAGAAGUAUUGAAUGAAGUUUCAUGUUUUCUCUAGUUAA
This is a messenger RNA of Helianthus annuus (common sunflower), 4669 nucleotides long. Its product is annotated as tyrosine-protein kinase JAK1. Gene Ontology annotation, cellular component: plasma membrane; plasmodesma. NCBI's taxonomy places the organism in Eukaryota, Viridiplantae, Streptophyta, Magnoliopsida, Asterales, Asteraceae. Gene Ontology annotation, molecular function: transmembrane receptor protein tyrosine kinase activity; ATP binding. The transcript has 10 exons. The record is from RefSeq and is a predicted model, not a curated record. Gene Ontology annotation, biological process: protein autophosphorylation. The coding region runs from base 317 to 4384 and encodes 1355 amino acids.